Messenger RNA from Bactrocera neohumeralis, 1759 nucleotides. RefSeq names its product phosphatidylinositol N-acetylglucosaminyltransferase subunit A (gene PIG-A). Gene Ontology annotation, cellular component: glycosylphosphatidylinositol-N-acetylglucosaminyltransferase (GPI-GnT) complex. The record is from RefSeq and is a predicted model, not a curated record. The transcript has 6 exons. Gene Ontology annotation, biological process: GPI anchor biosynthetic process. The coding region runs from base 94 to 1584 and encodes 496 amino acids. NCBI's taxonomy places the organism in Eukaryota, Metazoa, Arthropoda, Insecta, Diptera, Tephritidae. Gene Ontology annotation, molecular function: phosphatidylinositol N-acetylglucosaminyltransferase activity.
UACCUUCAUAGAAUGAUACAUUAAACAGCUGAUUUCAAGUUUUUAUUUUCUAAUGCAGUGUAGUAAACAAAUGAUUUAGAUUAUUGAGAUAUAAUGCGAAUAUGUAUGGUCACGGAUUUCUUUUAUCCAAGUAUAGGCGGUGUAGAGGAACAUGUUUUUAAUUUAUCUCAAAUUUUAUUAACCCACGGACAUAAAGUCAUUGUAUUAACACACUCGUAUGGCGAUUGCAAAGGAAUUCGUUACUUAACGAAUGGUUUAAAGGUUUAUUAUUUACCAAUUAAGCCAUUUUACAAUCAAUGCAUACUGCCAACAAUACUAUGUCAAAUACCUCUAAUACGGUGUGUGCUACUAAGAGAAAGCAUAGAAGUUGUACAUGGGCAUUCUGCAUUCAGCACGCUGGCACAUGAAGCAAUGAUUAUAGGUAACAUGCUAGGUUUAAGGACAGUUUUCACGGAUCAUAGUCUUUUUGGCUUUGCUGAUUUAUCGGCCGUUUUUACUAAUAAAAUGUUGCAGAUUAAUUUGGCAAAUGUAAAUCACUGCAUCUGUGUCUCUCAUAUUGGUAAAGAGAAUACUGUGCUGCGUGCACGCAUACCGAAAGAAAAUGUUUCUGUCAUACCAAAUGCUGUCGACACUGCCUUAUUUACACCAAAUCCAAGUAAACGACCUACAGACGGUACAAUUAACAUUGUUGUUGCCUCGCGUCUUGUUUACCGUAAGGGAAUCGAUUUGUUAGCCGGUGUCAUUCCACGUUUUAGACACACGCCUAAUGUAAAUUUUAUUAUAGUAGGCGAUGGACCAAAACGGGACCUACUCGAAGAGAUACGAGAAAAGGCCAAUAUGCAAAAUCGCGUUGAAUUAAUAGGAGCAGUUGAACAUUCUCAAGUUCGCGACAUUCUUGUACGUGGGCAUAUUUUUGUAAAUACAUCACUCACUGAAGCGUACUGCAUGGCUAUAGUAGAAGCAGCUUCAUGUGGUCUACAAGUAGUGUCCACCCGGGUGGGUGGUAUUCCCGAAGUAUUGCCAUCAAAUUUAAUCAUACUUACGGAUCCUGAAAUUGAUUCUGUUUACCAAGGAGUACUCAAAGCUCUUGCCCGCUACACACAGUUUUGUAAAAAACAAAAGCUAUACCCAGUCGAAACAAGUAUUGGAAAAAGUGGCAUGUUUUAUAGUAAUGGCGUUUCGAUCGGCAAUGGCACAAAUUCAACUACAAAAGCAAAUAAACGGAAGAAUAAUAAAAAAUAUACUCAUUCAAACUUAAAUAAACAAAAAGAACCAAAAAGUAUUGGAGAUUUCGAAAAUCAUGAAGACGAUGCCGUUCUUUGUCCAUAUAGAUGUAACGAAAUUGUGUCAACGUUAUACAAUUGGGAGAAUGUUACACAACGUACAGAAAAAGUAUAUAAGCGUAUUUUAGCCGAACCUGAGAAAUCGCUUGGGGAAUUACUUUACGGUUAUCUGCGCAGUAAAGUCUGGCCAUUCCUGUUGGUGAUAUCUAUGGCACAUGUUAUACUAUUAUUUUUGGAAUAUUUACGUCCACGUCGAUAUAUGGAAAAAGCCAAAGAACUGACACUCUUGAGAAAACAAUAAACUACAUUUAUUUUUGAUUAUGAAUAUGUACAGUUUAGUUAAAAUUUAAAUUACUAGAAAUACAAUGUAUUUUUAUAAGUAAUAAUAAGCCAUUUGCUGGGUGCAUUUUAAAUAAUUUUAACAUACAUAAAUUUUUCCUUACUACCAAACCAAAUAAAAUAAUAUUAAAAUCUUA